AUGGUAAAUGACAUGAAGGUUUGUGAUCUCAUGACAGAACCAAGAAAAGAAUGGGAUGUGGAGCUCAUAAGGAAUGUCUUCCCCGUAGAGAUACAAGAAAAAAUCUUCGCCAUCACCCCGCAAGGACAAUUUGGAGAUGAUACCUACACAUGGGACUUCUUCAAGACCGGCCACUACACAGUGAAAUCAGGAUACUGGGUUCAGAGAAACAUCAUCAAUACAAGCCAGCAGCAACAGUAUGUGAACCAGCCGAGUCUUGAUGGACUGUAUCAACAAAUUUGGAAGCUCAACGCAAAUCCAAAGAUCCAUCAUUUUCUAUGGAAAUGUGUCAACAAUACCCUCCCAGCUGCGGCAAAUAUGAAGAGACCCCAUAUCUCUGAAGAUGGAAGCUGCAUAAGAUGCUCAAUGAAGGGCGAGUCAGUGAACCACAUUCUAUUCAAGUGCCCGUACGCUAGGCUGGUUUGGGCAGUGUCACCAAUUCGUGCUCCUCCAAAUGGUGAAUGGUCAGACUCUCUCUAUGCAAAUCUCUACCGAGUGAUGAAUCAGCAAGAUCAACCAGAAAGCUCAAGAGCUGAUCUGGUUCCAUGGCUGCUAUGGAGGAUAUGGAAAAACAGAAACGAGUUUCUUUUCAAAGGAAUAGAUUACUCAGCACCAAGUACGGUAGACAAAGCUCUGGAGGACAUGGAGGAAUGGAUAGGCAAAAACAAGAAGGAACAUCCAGAGGUUAAAAAAGCCACCCACAACAAGACCCGAGCCAGAUGGAAAGCUCCUCCUACAAAAUGGAUCAAAUGCAGUACUGAUGGUGCUUGGCACAAGGAUCAACAAAGAAGUGGAGUAGGUUGGAUCAGCAGAGAUGAAUAUGGAAGAAUGCUGUGGGCUGGAGUGAGAGGUUUUCAGAGGCUAGGAUCACGUAUAGAAGUUGUGGCCGAAGGUGUAAAAUGGGCGAUUCAUUCGAUGCGACGUCUAGGCUAUAAGCAGGUGAUAUAUGAGAUAGAUUCACUCUUUCUCGCAAAGAUGAUCAACGGGCACGCAGAGGUAUGGCCAAAGCUCCAACCGAUUAUACAAGAGAUAAACCAUACCCUCUCUGAAAACCCUCACUACAAGGUUGUUUUUUACUCGAGGGAUGGUAAUAUGGCAGCAUAUAGGAUAGCGAAUGAGGUUUUUCUCUACAAAAUCAUGUCCCUAAGUUGUAUUCUAUUGUGCCGGAUUGGUUGA
Messenger RNA from Brassica napus (rape), 1215 nucleotides. RefSeq lists its product as uncharacterized. The transcript has a single exon. The coding region runs from base 1 to 1215 and encodes 404 amino acids. Lineage: Eukaryota; Viridiplantae; Streptophyta; Magnoliopsida; Brassicales; Brassicaceae. The record is from RefSeq and is a predicted model, not a curated record. Gene Ontology annotation, molecular function: nucleic acid binding; RNA-DNA hybrid ribonuclease activity.